This is a messenger RNA of Eptesicus fuscus (big brown bat), 5596 nucleotides long. It is a transcript of the gene ADCY7, whose product is annotated as adenylate cyclase 7. Gene Ontology annotation, molecular function: adenylate cyclase activity. The record is from RefSeq and is a predicted model, not a curated record. Gene Ontology annotation, cellular component: plasma membrane. The transcript is spliced from 27 exons. Bases 466 to 3768 code for a protein of 1100 amino acids. NCBI's taxonomy places the organism in Eukaryota, Metazoa, Chordata, Mammalia, Chiroptera, Vespertilionidae. Gene Ontology annotation, biological process: intracellular signal transduction; adenylate cyclase-activating G protein-coupled receptor signaling pathway; cAMP biosynthetic process.
CCGGGCGCACUGACGCUCGGGCGGCGGGGACUCGGGCCGCCGGGGCAGGAGCGCGGGCAGGUGAGCCGGCAGAAAUGGUUCCCAUUUCGUACUGAAAAGCCAGGAAACCUAAGCGGUCCGGGGGGACCCCAGCACCUCUCCUCUUCGAAGCAGCCCGUUACCACAGCGGGCACAUCUUCCCAGCGGGCUUUUUACAAACACGGCCAGAAAGAGUCUUGAGCAUCCGUGCUCCCGGCUGCCGUCGAAGGAAGCGGCCCGUGCUUUAGCUGAGGAGCCGUGAGUCUGGUCAGCCUGACCUGGAUGCCAAGGAAGAUGCCAGAAGCGCUGUGACCGAGGCCUGGCGUGGAGCCGGCAGGCACCGCGGUGCCCAUGGACUUGCAGGCCGAGGGCCCUCCUCCCCCGCCCCGCCUGCCGGGCUCGCAGAGGCCAGAGGCCUAGGCCCGCAGGGAGGGUGUCGGCACACAGAUGCCCUCCAGGCCGUGGGCUCUCCUGAGUGGGCUUCCCGGGCAGGUGUGCCCAGGGCGGAGCAUGCCGGCCAAGGGGCGCUAUUUCCUCAAUGAGGGCGAGGAGGGCCCGGGCCAGGACGCCCUGUAUGAGAAGUACCGCCUCACCAGCCAGCACGGGCCGCUGCUGCUCACGCUCCUGCUGGUGGUCAUCGCGGCCUGCAUCGCCCUCAUCGUCAUCACUUUCAGCUACGGGGACCUCUCUGGACAGCAGGCCGUCCUGGGGACGGCGUUCCUGGCGCUCGCCGUGUUCGUGGUGCUGUACGUGCUGGUGUACGUCGAGUGCCUGGUCCGGCGGUGGCUCCGGGCCUCGGCGCUGCUCAUCUGGGCCUGCCUGGUGACGCUGGGCUACGUGCUGGUGUUCGACGCGUGGACGAAGGUGGCCUGUGCGUGGGAGCAGGUGCCCUUCUUCCUGUUCAUCGUCUUCGUGGCGUACACGCUGCUGCCCUUCACCAUGCGGGGGGCCGUCGCGGCCGGGGUCGUCGCCAGCGUGUCCCACCUCCUCGUGCUUGGCACGCUGAUGGGGGUCUCCUCGUCACCCAGAGCCUGGGUGUGGCUGCAGCUGCUGGCCAACGCGGUCGUCUUCCUGGGCGGGAACCUGGCGGGCGCCUUCCACAAGCACCAGAUGCAGGGCGCCGCCCGCCAGCUCUUCACCUACACCGUCAAGUGCAUCCAGACCCGCCGCAAGCUGCGCAUCGAGAAGCGCCAGCAGGAGAACCUGCUGCUGUCGGUGCUCCCGGCCCACAUCUCCAUGGGCAUGAAGCUGACCAUCAUCGAGCGGCUCAAGGAGUGUGGGGACCGUCGCUACAUGCCCGACAACAACUUCCACAGCCUCUACGUCAAGCGGCACCAGAACGUCAGCAUUCUCUACGCCGACAUCGUGGGCUUCACGCGGCUGGCCAGCGACUGCUCCCCCAAAGAGCUGGUGGUGAUGCUGAACGAGCUGUUCGGGAAGUUCGACCAGAUCGCCAAGGCCAACGAGUGCAUGCGCAUCAAGAUCCUGGGGGACUGCUACUACUGCGUGUCCGGCCUGCCCGUGUCCCUGCCCACCCACGCCCGCAACUGCGUCAAGAUGGGGCUGGACAUGUGUGAGGCCAUUAAGCAGGUGCGGGAGGCCACGGGCGUGGACAUCAGCAUGCGUGUGGGCAUACACUCGGGGAACGUGCUGUGUGGUGUCAUCGGGCUGCGCAAGUGGCAGUACGACGUGUGGUCCCAUGAUGUGUCCCUCGCCAACAGGAUGGAGGCGGCUGGAGUCCCCGGCCGGGUGCACAUCACAGAGGCCACCCUGAAGCACCUGGACCAGGCGUACGAGGUGGAGGAGGGGCACGGGCAGCAGCGGGACCCCUACCUGAAAGAGAUGAACAUCCGGACCUACCUGGUCAUCGACCCCCGGAGCCAGCAGCCGCCCCCACCCAGCCAGCACCUCCCCAAGCCCAAGGGGGACGCGGCCCUGAAGAUGCGGGCCUCCUUGCGCAUGACCCGCUACCUCGAGUCCUGGGGCGCCCAGCGGCCCUUCGCCCACCUCAACCACCGAGAGAGCGUGAGCAGCAGCGAGACCCCUGUCCCCAACGGCCGGCGGCCCAAGGCCAUUCCGCUGCGGCGCCACCGCACCCCCGACAGAAGUGCGUCCCCCAAGGGGCGGUCGGAGGACGACUCCUAUGAUGACGAGAUGCUGUCAGCCAUUGAGGGGCUCAGCUCCACAAGGCCCUGCUGCUCCAAGUCUGACGACUUUUACACCUUCGGGUCCAUCUUCCUGGAGAAGGGCUUCGAGCGAGAGUACCGCCUGGCGCCCAUCCCCCGGGUCCGCCACUACUUCGCCUGUGCCAGCCUCGUCUUCGUCUGCAUCCUGCUGCUCCACGUCCUGCUCAUGCCCAGGACGGUGGCCCUGGGGCUGUCCUUCGGGCUGGUGGCCUGCGUGCUGGGGCUGGUGCUGGGCCUGUGCUUCGCUGACGAGUUGCUGCGGUGCUGCCCGGCCUGGACGGUGCUCCGGGCCGUCUCCGAGAGGGUGGAGACGCACCCGCUGCUGCGUGUGGCCCUGGCCGUGCUCGCCGUGGGCAGCCUGCUCACCAUCGCCAUCGUCAACAUGCCCUUGCUGCCCUCCCCAGCCCUGGGGCUGCCUGCUGGGAACCAGACCAGCCUGAGGGCCGGGAGCAGCAGGGAGAGGACCCCUUGCGAGCUCCUCCCGUAUCACACCUGCAGCUGCAUCCUGGCCUUGGUCGCCUGCUCCGUCUUCCUGAGGAUGAGCCUGGAGCUGAAGGUGGCGCUGCUGACCGCGGCCCUGGUGGCCUACCUGGCGCUCUUCCACCUCUCCCCGUGCGCGCAGUGGGACUGCUGCGGCCCCGGCCUGCGCAACCGCACCGAGGCCAACGCCACCCUCAGCUCCCCCGCCUGCUCCUGGUCAGAUCUGAAGACCAUGAUCAGCUUCUACCUGGUUUUGUUCUACGCCACCCUCAUCUCGCUCUCCCGACAGAUCGACUAUUACUGCCGCCUGGACUGUCUGUGGAAGAAGAAGUUCAAGAAGGAGCACGAGGAGUUUGAGACCAUGGAGAGCGUGAACCGCCUGCUGCUGGAGAACGUGCUGCCGGCCCACGUGGCCGCCCACUUCAUCGGGGACAAGCUGACCGAGGACUGGUACCAUCAGUCCUACGACUGCGUCUGCGUCAUGUUCGCCUCGGUGCCCGAGUUCAAAGUGUUCUACACGGAGUGCGACGUCAACAAGGAGGGGCUGGAGUGCCUGCGCCUGCUCAACGAGAUCAUCGCCGACUUCGAUGAGCUGCUGCUGAAGCCCAAGUUCAGCAGCGUGGAGAAGAUCAAGACCAUUGGCAGCACCUACAUGGCAGCUGCGGGGCUCAGCGUGCCCUCUGGGCAUGAGAACCAGGACCUGGAGCGACAGCACGCCCACAUCGGCAUCAUGGUGGAGUUCAGCAUGGCCCUGAUGAGCAAGCUGGACGGCAUCAACAGGCACUCCUUCAACGCCUUCCGCCUCCGUGUCGGCAUCAACCACGGGCCCGUGAUCGCUGGUGUGAUUGGGGCGCGGAAGCCUCAGUACGACAUCUGGGGAAACACGGUCAACGUUGCCAGCAGAAUGGAGAGCACUGGAGAGCUGGGCAAGAUCCAGGUGACUGAGGAGACAUGCAGCAUCCUCCAGGGCCUCGGCUACUCCUGCGAAUGCCGGGGCCUGAUCAACGUCAAGGGCAAAGGGGAGCUGAGGACCUACUUUGUCUGCACAGACACUGCCAAGUGCCAGGGGCCCGGGCUGAACUGAGGGCUGCUGGGAGGGGCUGGACCUCCGCCCCUGAAGCAAGCCAAACCCGUGGAAGAUGCAGCCCGCCAGUCACCGAGGCCGCGGAGGGGCUGGCUGCCGUCGCCUCCCGACAGAUGCUGUGGGGGCCUCCAGGAGCCUGCACGAGAGGACUUCUGGGGCACGUGCACCAGCACCCCUGCUUAAGGCAACCGCUGGGCCUCCUCACACCGGGCAGUUGGAACCCCUGUGCUGGUGGGGGAACGUAGCCCCCAGCCUCAGGAAAAGGCUCCCGAAUUUCAGCUUCUCAUUCGAGUCCCUGCUGCUGCUGGCCUGCUGUGGUCAUGACCGAACCCCCAUGGCCGGGAGCUGCACGGCCAGCUGUUUUCCAGGCAGGAGGACAGAGACAAGUAGCUGAUGGGCUGGACGCCUUUGCCCCCGCGACCAGCUACGGCUUCUAGACUUCUCACCCGGCAUUCUGGCGAAUGGAGCUGGAAAGGGCGUUUCAAAUGUCCAGGUGGUUUCAAACGGCGGGAGAGAAACCCGUGGACGUGGGCUACUUCCGCCUCUGGCACGUGUUUCUUUAAGUGGAUGUAUUAUCAAUGAAGGUUUUAUCCUUUUUAAUGAUUUCUUAGGUCUAGACAAGCCUCUUCCCUCCAGUGUAUUCUCUGCCUUUUAACCACUGGCACACAAGCAGGACCACUGUCCAGGGUCAGCUCUGCGGAAGGUGGCCCCCCACUUUAACUCCAGCCUUUCGAGGUUAGGUUCAGUCAGCAAGAAGCCUGGAAAGCUAGGCCCAGCCACCUCCUCAGCCCGCCUACUGGUGCACGUCGGCGCCGUCCCUGCCAGCUUCGGCAGGAAGGAGUGGGGUCUGGGGCGCCCAGCACCUCUGAGACCCCCUCCUGUCCUCUCGUCUGCAUACUGCCCCUGAGGCGCUUCAAUCCAGCCAGGGCACGUGGAGAGGUCCCUGACCUGGUUGCGGAGAUGUUCUUGUUCUGACCGAAUGAACCAGGGCAAGUGCAAAAAGCAUCUGGGAGCUUCGACUCUCACAGAACCCCAAGUCCAGCCAGGCUCCACGGGGCGAGAACCAGCCUGCUGCUCCUCGUUCUGCACUGCCACCUGAGCAGAGCCACCGGCCCUGAUGCAGGCGGUUCACUACCGCAGGGACCCCCGGAUCUAAUGCAGGCGAUUCACUACGGCAGGGACCCCCGGAUCUAAUGCAGGCGAUUCACUACGGCAGGGACCCCCGGAUCUAAUGCAGGUGAUUCACUACCACAGGGACCCCCGGAUCUAAUGCGGUGACGUCACUACCGCAGGGACCCCCGGAUCUAAUGCGGUGACGUCACUACCACAGGGACCCCCGGAUCUAAUGCAGGUGAUUCACUACCACAGGGCUCUCAGCUAGUCACCCACGGACCCCCUGGGAUUAGAGAACUGCACAGAGACUUCUUCAGGAAGAGGAUACAAGGUUGCAGGCAGGGCAACUUGCACAGGGUGCUGGUGGGCGCGUGGAUGCGUUGCAUGUAACUGGGAUGGUCUGAGUAUACGACAAGGAAUUGUAUGGCAGCAAUGCUGGGAAGGGAAUAAGCCUCCAACGGCCUUUUACACAGCGGUUCUUCAUAGGAAGGGCUGGUUUCAGGUAAGUCCUGUGCUGUAGCCGAUCCUCUAGAGAGCAGCGCAAACAUCAGGCUACAGGAGCUUAAAGAAUACUGGUUACCAUGAACGUACGUAUGUGUGUUUACAACUAAAGCACUGUGCCCGGAUGAGAUGAGCUUUCGAUGUUCAGAUCGGAGUGUGUAACUGACCAUGACAGUCACUUGCAGUUGUGUUUUAUAAAUGUUUUCUAAUUACG